ACCUCUGAACUCCCGUCCUGCAUCACUGAGCUGGGGAAAAAAAUGGCUGAAGUUGAUUUCGGGGAUAGUGAGCUCUUUGAGCAGCUCGAUGACUCCGCACCAACGUUAUCAAAGCACAUUCGCUUCACAGAUGAUGAAGAAGACCAGGAAGAAAUGGGCGAGCUUAGGAGCAGACUGGAGGAGUGUGAUGCCUACAUUCAGAGACUCACUGAAGAGAAUAAAGGUUUGAGAAGAAAACAGAACAUCUUGACACGACCAAGCGGCAUCACAAUUGAAGAUGUCAACAUGGAUGGACCACUUCUUCAAGUCCUUUAUGCAAACAACAGUAUUUCAAAGGGGUGUCGUCAGGAAAUUGAAGAUUGCAUCUGCAGUAUCAUUUUGAAGCACCAAGCUCCAAGCAAUGAAAAGAAAAAGUCCUCUUUUCACGUGAAACCUCAGAACUCGGCUUUUGCUAUGGAUGAAGAUCCACAGAAGUCGUCAACCAGUAGUGUAAGAACAACAACAGAAGCUUUUAAAGUUGUUGGAAGCGUCUUAUAUUUCACUACUUUUAGUCUUGAUAAACUUGGACAACCUCUGGUGAAUGAAAACCCCCAGCUGACAGAGGGAUGGGAUGUUCCAACCUAUCACCAGGUGUUCAACCAGGUUGUUGGCACAGAUGGGCAGGAAAUAGAAAUGAAAGACAAAAGACCCAAAUCGAUGUGUUUCAACUGUGGUUCAGGCGGUCAUCAGCUGAGAGACUGUCCAAAGCCUAAAGACAUGGCUGCAAUUAAUGAGAGAAGAAAGGAGUUUAAUCAGAACAACAACCAGGCCAUGCAGAGUAACCAGCGAUACCAUGCUGACGAAGUGGAGGAGCGCUUUGCUAAAUACAAGCCUGGAGUCAUGAGUGAUGAACUGUUAUCAGCUCUGGGAAUCGACAGCAACACCCUCCCUCCUCUGAUUUAUCGUAUGAGGCAGCUAGGCUACCCGCCAGGCUGGCUCAAAGAGGCAGAGAUGGAGAACUCUGGCUUAUCACUAUAUGAUGGAAAUGUUUCAAAUGAUGGUAACAUAACGGAGAGUACCAACUCGCAAAACCUCUCUUACGAUGUUUCCAAACUGAUAGAUUUCCCAGGCUUCAAUGUACCUGCUCCAAGCAAAAUGAAAGAUGAGUUCAUGCAGUAUGGUUCUAUUCCAAUGCAGAGCAGUCACACGAAGCAAAACUAUGCAGCCUACUUGUCCAACAACUUUCCGAUGCCUGGUGCCACCUGCAACAAGAGACGACAUGAAUCCGACUCAUCUCCACAGCAAAGAAAAAGGACAAGGCCCAGUCCUGAUACAAACUCAGAUAUGGAUAUUGAAUCGGACCCAGGAACGCCUUAUCACGGCGCAGGUGACUUUCAGUUCCAACCUCCGCUUCCCCCUGGCUCGCCUUGCUUCAGUUCACCUCCUCCUUUACCCCAGGGCACUCCUCCUGCUACACCCACUCCCCCACCUCUUCCUAAAGGUACACCUCCUCUUACACCCACCAACGGCUCUCCAGCUCUGCGAGGGCGUAACUGGGUAGCUGAUGAGACUGUGGAGGGAGCAGAGGAUGAACUCACACUGGAGGAACUGGAAGAACAGCAGAGACUGAUUUGGGCGGCUUUAGAAAAUGCUGACACUGCCACUAAUAGUGACUGUGAGACACCUGCAAUGGGAACACCUGUACCCAGUUCAUCAAGUGUGUCCACACCUGUGCAUAUAGACACAGAAACAGAAGAGGUUGAAGAAGCAAUGGACACAACGAAACCUGCAGAAAGUUUACAUAGCAGUGAAACUCAAAAGGAACCAGGGGUUCAAGAGAUUUGCCCUCAGAGCCCUGGACCAAUCAAAGUCGAGGAUGACAGUCCUCAGAGCCCCGAACCAGUCAAAGUCGAGGAUGACAGUCCUCAGAGCCCCGAACCAGUCAAAGCACAAGAUAACAGCACUCAGAGUCCUGGUCCAGUCAAAGUCGAAGACGACAGCCCACAGAGCCCUGAUCCAAUCAAAUGCCAGGUAGACAUCCCACAGAGCCCAGAUGUAUUUAAAUACCAGGAAGACAACCGUCAGAUCCCUGAUGAAUUCAAAUGCCAGGAAGACAACCCACAGAGCCCAGUUCCAGAUACUGGGGGGGCUGGAGAUUGUGCUUCUCCUAAGAAUGAUGAGAAGAUAACAGCCGUUCCUCAUCGGAGCAACUUUGCCGCAGGCAUUGUUCCAUUUGAAGACACCCCAGAAUACACUGAAGUUGCCGAAGCUACAGGGACGUACCUUAAGAUCAGAGACUUGCUUAAAAGUUCCCCUCGAAAUUUGGCAAAGAAAAAAUAAAAAAAUUACCAUCUUGAUUUAGAACUGAGGAAAUGUGGAUAUUUUUUAAACAAAAACUUAUAUUUUCAUUCUCAUGACCAUCAUAAAGCUUUUUUUUUUUAAGCUUUUUACUGUUUUGUAUGAAGUUGAAUGUCAAUGCUGUAUAUACAUAUGAUCUGUAAACAGCCACAGCAGUGGUUUGUAAAUUUGGACCAUUGUCUCAGUUUUUUUUGUAGCAAUAGUGUUAAUCAUUCAAUUUAUUUUAUUUUAAUAUUUGUAAAAUGGUAAUUUCCUCACAUGUUUUAAUUUUAAUCUGGGGUUUACAAAGCUUUUAUUUUUAUUUUUGGUCCACUUGAAUUGUUCUAGACUCUUUAAGUAAACAUGCUUUGCUUCAUUGCUUUAUUUUGUCUGGUAGUCGUGGCUAAAUGUGAGUUGGAUUUCACUAUACUGCAUGUUGACAGCACAGAUGGGGAACAGUAUGAAGUUCAAUGCUAGCGAUCUUUAGCAGAGUUCCAUGAACACACUGACCCUCUGUUGCUAUAAUCAGCUCACUUGCUGAUUUUGAUACUUGCAAAAUGAAAUUGUUUCAAAUUAAAACUGCACUACAACAGUC
Acanthopagrus latus (yellowfin seabream) is the source of this 2911-nucleotide messenger RNA. RefSeq names its product zinc finger, CCHC domain containing 8 (gene zcchc8). The transcript is spliced from 14 exons. NCBI's taxonomy places the organism in Eukaryota, Metazoa, Chordata, Actinopteri, Spariformes, Sparidae. Gene Ontology annotation, molecular function: zinc ion binding; RNA binding. Gene Ontology annotation, cellular component: catalytic step 2 spliceosome. The record is from RefSeq and is a predicted model, not a curated record. The coding region runs from base 43 to 2319 and encodes 758 amino acids.